UGGAGCCGGGCGGGCGCGCCGGGACCACCCAGCGAUGCUGCCGCCGCCGCCGCCGCCCCUGUAGCCGGUGCCCCAGCCCUCGGAGGAAGGCGGAACAAAGCUCAGGCUCGAUUGCGCUUCCUCCUUGUCAGCCUCUUGCCUCCCCAAACGCCUACCGUUUCCACUUGAUGUCAUCACGCAGAAGGGGUGAGAGGGACUCGGUGACAGAUUCAGCAAUGAACACACCUGCGAAUGCUGGCUGCCUGUGAGCUCCCUGGCCACCUCGCGGGGCACUGGGAAGACGCAGGGCGGUGGCCUCUGAGACCCAGCUCCUUCCUGUGCGCGGGGCGCUGUCUGUCGGCCAUGGAGACGCUGUCACAGGACUCCUUGCUGGAAUGUCAGAUCUGCUUCAACUACUACAGCCCGCGGCGGCGGCCCAAGCUGCUGGACUGCAAGCACACGUGCUGCUCGGUGUGCCUCCAGCAGAUGAGGACGAGCCAGAAGGAUGUGAGGUGCCCCUGGUGCCGGGGCGUCACCAAGCUGCCCCCGGGCUUCUCCGUGUCGCAGCUCCCCGAUGACCCCGAGGUGCUGGCCGUCAUCGCCAUCCCGCACACUUCGGAGCACACCCCGGUCUUCAUCAAACUUCCCAGCAACGGGUGCUACAUGCUGCCGCUGCCCAUCUCCAAGGAGCGCGCUCUGCUGCCCGGAGACAUGGGCUGCCGCCUGCUGCCCGGCGGCCAGCAGAAGUCCGUCACCGUGGUGACCAUCCCGGCCGAGCAGCAGCCCCUGCAGGCGGCCGCCGCCCCGGAGGCGGCCGAGGAGGAGCCGGACCGGCGGGGCGUGGUGAAGAGCUCCACGUGGUCCGGAGUGUGCACUGUCAUCUUGGUGGCCUGCGUCCUGGUCUUCCUCCUGGGCAUCGUGCUGCACAACAUGUCUUGCAUUUCUAAGCGCUUCACCGUGAUAUCCUGCGGCUGAAGGGUGGCGCUGCUGGGUGCCGACUUAGGGGUUGAGCAGGGGAUGGGAUCCCGUGAGAAGAGGGGGGCGACACUGACCAUUUGGAGCCGAGCGCUGGCCUCUGGGUUGCCACUUGAUUCACCCGAACCCCGCCACCGCAGCGGGCGGAAGGUGAGGUGUCUGUAGGAUUCCAGGUGGAUUGUUCUGAGUGUGGGUGGCCACAGCCCUGGGGACGACUGCAUGCAUCCUCGUAAUCCCGUAUUAAAUGGACUGUAAUUUAUGAUUUCCAAGCUCAUGUUACAAAAUAGACGUAUCCUACUUAGACACUAAGCCUACAGUGUGGUCUUCCCUGUGUGCAGUAGAUUUAAACAGAGAUGCCGUGUGCACAAGUAGAAUCGAACCUGCGAAUCCAUGUAAACACUCGGUGAAGACACAGUGCUGGCUUCUUCGCAUUUUUUUCCUUCUUUUUUUCCAAAGGAAAGCCAGUCUUCAUUUCGGUUGCUGAGGCUUUUUAUACAUUUUGAAUGGCACCCAGGUUGAAGUAAGUUGAACGGACCAUCCUGUUUUGGAGAAAUAUUGGAACAAGUGUCUCCACUGUGUCGUGUUUUGUCGUGUACCUUCAUUUUUCUUCACUUGUAAUUAGAGCUCGCUACGUGUUUAUUAAACUGCAAGCCCAACAGGGGAGCAAUAAACCGAGAAAUAAUGAGAAAUGCCUCAUCCCACAGGAAACCUGGAUGCCGAUUUUUCUCAAGCCAUCUCACGAAACCAGAAUUUAAAAUGUAAAUAUUGCGCAUCUGUGUGUGUGUGUGUGUGUGUUUGCGUCUUUUCAGAAGAGUUCCGGGAGGAAGACCGUGGGCAGGAAUGCGUCCGCUGUCUGGGACGAAGGCACCUCACAGGCAUCACACGGGCACCUGGACCCUCCCCGUGUGGGGUCUCCUACACGUCACCUCCAACUCUCACUUCACUUCUCAUCUGUGUAUUAAAGUCCUGCAUUGUGUAAGGCACAGAGGGAGAGAAUCAGAGGAAUCUCUCUUUUCUGCCAGUUUUGGGUGUGUUAACAGCCGUGAGCAUAGAACUGAUGGCGUUUGAAAACACAGUCUGUGCUGAUUUUUGGAAAGGUGUUGUUCCAUGAGAGUGAAUCCAUUUAGAAUCCCAAUUUUCUCUUGUUGAUAUUUGCAGGAAAAGCUUUUGUAUUUCAAGAUAGGUUUUUAUUGAGAAGCAGCAAGGUAAACUAACAAUUCACAUUUCCAGUGUAAGUGGACCAGUUCAGGUAUCCCUACAUGGAUGAAGGUCUGUAGAUGCUGCUGGUUGUAAAUGCGUGUGUUCAGAAAUAGCUCUGGGCUUUAGAGUUCUCUUCUAAUCUCCUUUUUGGAAUUCGGGAAUCAAGUGGUACGUGAGAGGAACUGAAGUUUUAAACAGAUCUGUUUUAAGGUUCCAUUACAUCCCUGGAAAUGGUGGGGUCAUGAGGGAAAUCAAGGUAAAGCAGUGGUUGGUUGUGAAAAACAAAGCUAGAAAAUAGCCCUGUAACAUGGAGACACUUUAUAUAACCGCUCUCUUCAAACAGCAUAAAACAUGCAUACUAAAGGUGGGAUUAGCAUCAAAUAAAAAACAAAUACAUUGACUAGAAUACAAAGCUGACACUUAAUUGACAUGAGAAUUCCAUAUAAAAUUAUGAACUCUGAUUUUUUUUCAAAUCUUUCCAAUUUGUUGUAAGGCCUUUAGGAAAUGUAUUUGGAAGCUCAAACUAGAAAUUAGGUUAAAAUGCCAUUUUAUUGUGUAAGCUAUUGGGCAUUAUACAACAAAUAAUCUAGGAUUUAUUUGGUAUUAAUAAUUUAGGUAUUAUAUUAGCUGACUACUAUUCUCUAUUAUAUAACACAGUACACUGUUGGGUUAGUGUCAAUUUCUCAAACUCUCCCAGGCUGCUGUAAUGCAUGUCUGACCUAAUUUUUGUUUCUCUUGGAGGGGAAAAAAAAACCCAAACCCAGAAAUGUUGGAUUAAGAAUGCUACAUUUCAGAUGAACUUUACUCUUGUAGUUUGAAGUCAUGCCGUAUUCAAAUUAAUUUUGUGAGUGAUAUCUGCAUAUGUUUAUGUACAGUGUGGUGUGACCAAGCCUGUAGAGUAGUAUGUGCUAGACUUCUGCUGUUAAGUAGGUUAUCUGUAGAUACUAAUGUGUGUGCUGACACAGUGUCCUGUGUUUUCCUAGUGCAAAGCUGUAGAGUAAAAAUGUCCACAGACCUUUCUGCAAUUGAGCAGUGUAAAAUUCAAGGCUCUAUGGUAAAUUCUUAACCUUACAACUUAACAAUAACAAGCAAAAUCAGAAGUUGUGUGUGUGUGUGUGUGUGUAUGAAAACCUUACUGACGUAAGAGUGGAUUCUUCUUGCACUUAUGCAGCUGCCUGUUGAGAUGUGCAUUUGUGUAUGUGUGUGUGUGUAAGAGAGAGAGAGAGAGAGAGAGAUCUCAACCUGCCAGAUAGAAUUUUUAUAGGCUUAAUGACACUUUAAUGUUAUUUGGCAUCCCAUUGCUCUGACCUCUUGGCCUUCACUCACAACAUUAACAACCCAUUUACCCCAUGUGACAAAAGUCCAGUGACACAAGCGGCCAGAAUCCAUAAUGGCGCGUCAAUGAGAAGUCACAAUCAGAAAGCACUGAGCGUUAGAGCUGAGAGCAGCUUCUGGUGGCUGCAGUUUGCAAGUGAGUUCGUUGAGGCCCUCAGAGGUGGGGGACAAGAGCUUUGCAUUGCACUGGCCUCUUGCUCUGUCCUAGGUCUGCUAUCUCUACUGGCUAUGAUCCUUUUUAGGGCGACUGAAUACCCUUUGCUAGCUCAUCUGCUGCAUUCAGGCUUUGUUUUUGUUUCUCUGUAGAUUUGUAUCUUCAUUUUUAGUUAACAUCUACCUCUCUGGGGAACAAGAGGAGUGUCAACAUUUAAAGACACCUAUCAAGUCAUGGGAUUUGAAAGUUUUAAAUUGCAGAAUAUUGACCUCUCCCACCCUCAUCAUAUGUAAAGGACAAUGAGUUGUGUAAAUAGUAAACUAUCAGCAUGAAUUUUCGUCUUUAUUAAUGAUCUUGACUUAAGCAAGAGAAUGCUUACUACGUUAAGUAGAGCCAAAUAUGCUACCUUAAAGCGUUGACUUUGGAAACUUUUCUUGCAAUGACCUGGGGCAUAAGUUAUGAUAAGAAGGCAAAUCAGUUCUCAGUUGCAGUCAUACUUUAUGAUCAGAAAGCUUUGAGGUAUUUUCUUUAAAAAUGUAGUUAUGUUUAAUCUUGUGUAUGACUUAUACAGCAAGUCCCUUGGAGGCUUAGCUUCGUGCUAGUGCAGCCCUUGGGAGCUUCUCAAUCAAGUGCUGUUAAGUAGAAAUUUCUGGGAUGAUAGAAAUGUUCUAAGACCUGUGCUGUCCCAAAUGGUAGCCACUGGCCACACUGACUGGUGGGGGAUUAAGAUGGGGUUAGUAUGACUGAGGGACUGGAUUUUUAGUUUCAUUUAGUCUUGAGGAAUUUAGCCUCAUGGAGCUAGUGGCUGCCAUAUGGUGUAGUCUAGCUCGGCGUGGGGAUCUGGCAUCAAGGUGUUAGUAGAGUAAUGGGGAAGCUAAGAAAGUUUGUGGGCCAGUAACAUGCAGUUGACCAAAAAAAAAAAAAAAAUUCCUUUCUGGGCUUAAAAAGUAGGUGAUCUCAAGUAUGACAGUAAAAAUUCAUUGAUUGCUCUUUGGGAUUAUUACUUAGGUACUUUGAGUCAAGAAAUGAUCAGUGAAGUUUAAAGAGUGCUUUAUUAAGCCCCCCUUUUUUGGGAUCAAUAGCUGCAUGUGAAUCUAUUGUCCAAAAAUAGUAGCUAGAAAGUAGCUGUAAAAUGUUUGACUUGCAAACUAUGCAUGACCUGUACUGUGAAAUUGUGUUUAGGGUCUAGUGGCCAAAAAAGUAAAUGUUACAGGAAAAAAAAGCCUAAUGAAAUCCUUCUACACAUCUAAUAUCUUACCCAAAUUUCAUUGCUGCAUUAGUAAGGUGUGAAAUAAAAGAGCAAGCAUGUUUUGUGGUGUUAGAGUGUUUUAGUUUGUCCUUGAAGUCUGCCAGCUUGUCAUUGUAUUUGGUGUGGGCAUAUGUAGCAUCAUUUUUCAGAUGCCAGACCAAAAUGUAGGUACUAUUUUUAGAGGGAGAUUUGACAUUGUUUUAGUUUUGCUUGUUUUUUGUUUUAUUUUAGUUAUCACCAAAAAAACAAAAGUAAAGAUUUGAUGUUUUGCCCAAAGACACCUUUUUAAAAAAAAUGCCCAUGAAGUUUACAAACUUGAGGGUUAUUAAAACUACUAGAAUUUCUUGUUACGUGAAUAAGGGAAGCUAAAUAUCAGACUCUUAUUGAUGGUGUGGUGUUUAUGCCAGUCUAGUUUUUGAUUUGAGACGUUCCCAUCUCCUUAUUUGAAAAUCUAUACUAUGUCAAGAUUGAUUAGCUUGCUUUUCAUUGCUUAUCAAGUGUAAUAUAAACCAAAUGCAUUUGCUCUGAUUGAGCAGGAUUGAGUUGAUUUUUUUUUUUCCUUAGAGCUCUUCAGUGGGAAAACUGUUCUGUUUAGCUUGUCCUCAAAAAUUAUUUUUAAAUGUUUGCCAAAAUGAGAGUUGCUCUUUCUCCCUAGGAGGAAGUUUAGUGUCCAGAGUUCAUUGGUAUGAGAAGAGUGAUGCAUGCAGAAGACUUCACCUUCUAUCUUCUCUUAGCAAGAUGUUGCUACCAACCAGGCAGCAUUUGAUUUCACGCAGAGGUGUCAGUCAGUUGAUCUGUCAUCCUUGACCUAGAUGGAGAAGCCACGCCUUGGUAUUUCCAUCAUUCUCAGUAAAACAUCGCCCACAAGGUACAUUUUACCAAAACAGGAACUCCAGAGAAGAGUGAGAGAGUCAAGACAAUUCUGUAACUGUGUAGAAAAGUAGCGAUCUAUUCCAGAAGCCGUGAUGGUUGGUUGCUAAAUUUUGUUUAACAUGAAACACUUUAAAAAAUAAGUAGAAAUUCAAACCAAUGUCUUUUCUGACACAUUGACUCGCGCACACACAGACACACACACACUACUUAGCUAUAAUUAGAAUUAGAAAUCGUGUUAUGUUUUUCAUUUUGUGGGUUAUGCAGCAUCGAAAUUGGUUGUUAAUUUCCUAACAGUUGCUGUGAGCGGCAUACGUUGUGUCAAACCAACUUCUACACAGCUAAACUUGUGAGACUCUUGCAGAUACGUGAAGUGGCGGGUUCCACUGUAUGGAUUUGAUUGGCAAGCCAUUGAUCACUGAGGAACAUGGGCAGGUGGGGUGUUUAUUUUCUGUCUUCUAAAUAGCUUACUUUUUGGCUCUGCCCAAAGGGUUGGGGGUGCAUAGCACACCACCACUCCAGAACUCGUACAAUGUUGCUUGCACUGUUUCCUGCACAAGUUCCCUUGCUCAGUCUGGCCAGUGACCUUUUCUUUUUUUAGGAUUCACUGCCUGGGGUAUCCUAUUAUGUAUAUCUCACUUCUGAUGUAGUGGUGCUUGGAAACACUCAUCUCGUUAGCUCUUUUUUAUUAUUCUAAUCCAAGAUUUUUGAUACUCUACAUAUUAUGAAAUUUUUAGAAGACAAUCAGGAAUAUUGAACAGAGUUUUGAGGGACCUCUUGAUCUGCAACAGCAUGUUUUCUUUGUUUCUGCAGGGAUGGUCAAUGGCUGUCCCUGUGCUUCUAGAACAUAGCUCCAAAUUCAAAACCUUGGGAUAUGGGCUUGUAGCCCAUGUGAAAAUCUUGCAAUCUCUCUGCACUGGGAUUGGAUUGCUCUAAGAUGGUCUUAUUAUUCUAAGGGAUGAUCAGCUUUAAGUUGAGAUUUGCUUUUGGAGAAUCUAGAAGGAUCCUGUUGGAUAUGACAGUGGCUAGGGAUCAUAGGUUGUAAGAAGAAGGAAAGAGAUAAUGGCAGACGCCUUUAAAGAGAACAAGUUGAUAUUGAUUGGAUUUCUUUUUAAAUCGUGGGGGUAUUUUAUAUAGUAGUAUGGUAUGUGUUUCUGGCUUGGCUGGGAGAUAACCCAACUAUUAAGUAGGUAGGCCUAUGGGAGAAGUAGGGACAGGCCUUGGGCCUAUGUCAGCAGAUAGGGACGCCCAGAGAGAGGGGGAGAGAGAGAGAAAUACUUUACAAUGCAGGAAAAUCCCUCAUGAGAUUGUAGCUGCAAAGCAAGACACACAGAAGCUGGUGAACCAGCCAAAGAAAGCACAGGACAAGCAGGAGUGAGUGAGUCAAGCACAGUCUGUCAUUCCAGUGGCGACCACCACCUUCCACCCCAGAUGCAGGGAAUGUGCUCAGCCGAUGAGGGGUCCAAGGAGGCUCCAUUUCCCUCAUCAUCUGUUCUGUGCUUUUACUCUGGGUUGUGAGGCCUCGGGUGAUUCCAGAGCCUGCUCUGGCGCUCUUUGCUGAGUCAGCACAAACUCCGGCAUCCUGGUGACUGUGGGAUCCGAUGCCUAUUCUGGGUCUGUCCUGACUCACGUCCCUUCAUAUUGAUGGCGAAACUAGUUCAUGAAUAUUUUGCUUUAUAACGGGUGGUUGUCAUUUAUUAUGUAUUUUUUAAUUGCACCACUGGUUCAUAUUUGCCUCACUUGACGGGUCUAGUGUGGAAGCGUUUCAGCUGGGGGCCAUCACAGACUCCCAACCUGAGCCGUGUCGCUGCUGCCCAGGGUUCCCUCCAUUCUUACAGCUCCCCUGGCGGGUUCCCUGGCCCUCCUGGUAACAAAUACUCCAGGCAGAGGCUAGAUUAAUGCUGCUCAGGGGCUGUUCUCUGUCCUUGACAUGUUUCAUUUACAAUUAUGUGGAUUAUUUAUUUAAGAGCUUUUCUUUUAAAGGGCCAGAAAGCCCCACAGAUGAAUGAGCUUCUGGGCCGUGCAGAAAAUAUUGUCCAAAUGUUGCCAAAUAUUGACUUUGUCAAGGGGACAUCAAGCUGCUGUUUAUAAAUCUGAAUGUCUUAAAAGCAUUCUUGCUUGCUCUCUCUGUUUUCGAUGGUGUCUUAGCCCGUCCUGAGUUUUUCCAAUGAACCCAAUUUUAAUAUAUGGUAUUUUUGUAUGCCAAACUGGUGUCUUGUCCUUUGUAUAUGUGGUAAUGUUGAUUUUAUGACUACUGUUAAAACACA
Lepus europaeus (European hare) is the source of this 8029-nucleotide messenger RNA. It is a transcript of the gene RNF152, whose product is annotated as ring finger protein 152. The record is from RefSeq and is a predicted model, not a curated record. Gene Ontology annotation, biological process: negative regulation of TORC1 signaling; positive regulation of autophagy; apoptotic process. The coding region runs from base 232 to 954 and encodes 240 amino acids. Gene Ontology annotation, cellular component: lysosome; lysosomal membrane. The transcript is spliced from 3 exons. Lineage: Eukaryota; Metazoa; Chordata; Mammalia; Lagomorpha; Leporidae. Gene Ontology annotation, molecular function: ubiquitin protein ligase activity.